Molecule: messenger RNA, 1062 nt
Organism: Candidozyma auris
Lineage: Eukaryota; Fungi; Ascomycota; Pichiomycetes; Serinales; Metschnikowiaceae
Gene: AGA1
Product: Aga1p
Exons: 1
Coding region: 1-1062 (353 amino acids)
Source: RefSeq, a predicted model, not a curated record
AUGCACGUGCUUCCUCCAGCCAACGGGAAAAAACUCUGGCGUGUGAAACGGCGCCUGGUGUCUGGGUCUAUGGCUCAAACCGACGCUUCUUCGCUUGAAUGCUUCAACUCGCUGAUGAAGAUGUCGGCCGCCGGCAAGCAGUCCAUGGCCCGCCGUCCGCCGCUCAAGAGACCCAAGCUGAAGCCCGGGAUGCCCAAGGAUUUUGUUUUUGUCGAUCUUUCGCCCGUGAAGAGCGACAGCGACGGCGCCAGCGCCAGCUUUGUGAAAAAUGGCGAUAACUCGCCCAAUAUUGCCGCUACCGCGCCAAUUCCACCACCAUUGCAAUCGCCUCGUCCAGACGAAUCGAUUGGUGGGUGUUUUGUUGGCAAUGGAGCCGAAUUGAGCCAAAUCGUUCCCGGCGGCGCCUACGAGGGCUACGACACCUCGGGCGCCUCGUCGCCUACAACGUGUUUCUCGCACAAUCUGCCCUCGCUGACCUUCUCGAGCACCGACGCGUUCUCCAAUUACUCGUUUUCGCUGGACGACUUGUUUGACGAGCAGCUUUUGGGGCUUGGGCUUGUGGGAGUGGAGUUCCCAAAGAACGAGGGUAUCAGCUACAGCUACAACAACAACAACAACAACAACGAAAACAGCUUUGAAAAUGCCCAUUUCAACGCUCAAUUGCCCACUCCGCAGAUUUCCACGCCCCCCCAGGUUUCUCCAGUGGCCCCAAGUCACGUGAGAACACAUCUGAUGCCCAGUUUGCCCGAAACAGCCAAGUUGAACGAGGCCAAAACGAAAAAAAGCCGGAAGUCCGCAGGCGGAUUCCAGUUCAAGAGCUACCAGGGCCCGCAGAGCGGCGUCAAGAAGAGAAGAGGCAGCCACAAGCGUUGUUUCAGCGAGCCGGUGAAAAAACAGCCUUCAAUCCAGCAGGCAACGCCGCCCACAGCGUCGCUCGAGGACUUUUUGCACCCUGCAGCGGGCAAAGAGGUUGAGGGUUCGCUUUUGGACGAGAUGGCGCCUUUUGUGUAUUCGCCGGAGAGCGAGGGGGAGUUUGAUUUGGGCAGGUUUAUUAGUAUUUAA